GCUCGCCGCAAACCGCCGCGGUUGCCGCCGCCGCAGCCGCCGCCGCACCGCACCAACCACUACUACGUGCGCCGCAACUCCCCGGUGCCCAGGCACUCCUCUAGCCUCACGCUGUUCGCGCGCGCCCACGAACCAAAGAAAGACAAGUUGGAACACGGAGCUGAUUUAUCGCGACCCGAGAGGCCGAACUCCUUGAGCGCAGGCAAGCUUCCGAGGCGGAUAUGUUAUCAAGGGGACGUGGCGGGGUAUGGCGCGGCCGGAGACGCCAUGGGCACCAACGUGGAGGAGCAGCUGAUGCUGUCAGAGCUGCCCGAGCCGCCCAUCGCCGUGUCGGAGAUCGGGCCCAUCCCGCCGCCGCCCAUGUUCAGCUCCCCGAGUCCCACCAGGCACCACCAUCAGCACCAUAUGCCGCAUCCGCAAUCCGACUCUGAAGAUGAGGACGACCAAGAUGAUGACGAAACGGAGGCGCCGAGCGGUGCGGACAUGUCACGCGUAGAAGAGAUCCCACCUAAAGAACCCAUCUUCAACGCCGUGCCGCUCAAGUCUGCGCUCAAGAAGCGCCCCAUGACCAACGCUUCUCCUGGGGCCACUCCCUUGGCUACGCCGCUGGCACCGAGACAGGACCACCACCAUGCAAGCUUCAAGCGGCCGCCGCCGAAGCCAAGGAUCCGCAUAUGCAGUCGGCCGGUGCGAGUUGGCAACACUCUGGAGAACAAGGAAAACGCGCGCCCGUGGGAGGGAGAGUACCGCGACGGAGACUACUCGAGCGAGUCUGAGCGGGUUGCGGCCAAACUCGCGCGGAAAGAGAGUCUCAAUAUCAAACUGGCACUCAGACCGGACCGGCAGGAGCUUAUUAACAGAAAUAUACUGGUGGUGCAGAGUGAGUGCGAGAGGCAGGAGUCGUGGGAGGCGAUAGGAGCGCGCCUCAUACGCCGCCUGUCCAUGCGGCCCACCGCUGAGGAGCUCGUCGAGAGGAACAUCCUAAAAAGCCAGUCGCCAGCUGAAGAGAAGAAACAGAAAGAAGAAAAGAAACGGUACCUUCUGCGCAAGCUCAGCUUCCGACCCACAGUCGACGAGCUCAAAGAGAAGAAGAUCAUCCGCUUCAACGAUUACAUUGAAGUCACUCAAGCGCACGAUUAUGACCGGCGCGCUGACAAGCCGUGGACACGGCUGACACCGCGGGACAAGGCGGCCAUCCGGCGGGAGCUCAACGAGUUCAAGAGCUCCGAGAUGGCCGUGCACGAAGACAGCAAGCACCUGACCAGGUUCCACAGACCAUGACGCCUGUGCCUUUACCCGGGUGCGGUGAGGGGUGAGAAAACGAGGGGUUGACAGCGGCAGAGCUAAAAGACAACAGUAGCGGAGCUUCUUUCUAAUCAUUUAGUACUGUUGGAAGGUCGAGCACGCACCGUGCACGUACCCGCACUCUAGACGACCCGCUGGUACACGCUCCGUGUACGCACGCAGCGACGAUAAACUGUUUACUAUUCUAAACUGUCGCCUGCCCGCAAGCUCUCGUGUUCGGUGAUCACCUCCGUAGGUCACCUGCAUCGUAGCGUCGUCGAGUACAAUUUGUUAUUACUGUUUGAACAUUGUAUAUUAAUUUCGCGUAUUUUAAGCGUACCGAUACAUUCUUUGACCUUCGCGAAGGUUAGUGAUACUUUGAUUGUGGUCGAUUGUGAGUUUAUGAAGCUCUGUGAGAUGUACGAAUUUUGUUUUUAUGUGAAACGAUCCGACUUAGGAAAUUAUGUAGAAAUGUGAUUUUUAGUACGCUAUAUAAAUUAGCUAUAUAGUCCACGGACUAGUAAAAAAAUAAGGACUCCCUGUCACCUUACAUAACAGUGUAGCACCAAUACAAGCCGAUUUACGUGUAAAUACAUAGCCCACACACUUACACUACUACAGGCCGAUAGGCGGCCAUUAUGAGAAUUGUCAUCGUUUGUGACAGAUCAGUUUGCGUGUCAAUAAAAUAUUUUAAAAACGCCGUCGUAUGUUGUGAAAAAGUGUAAAAACGAUACUAAAUAAGUAUUUGUGGCCAUAUAUGAUUAUUUAAGGGAGAAAAAAUUGUGUAACUAAUAUCCCCCGCAACCGCACACACACACUAGCAUAACGGUGCUUCACUUGCUAAUAUCACGGCGUUGAGUCCUUCUUUUUUUACUCGUCCGUGAUGUAGUCAUUAUGCUAGAAGUGUUCGUAUUUAUUUCAUUCGCGGACCACGCCUCUAUGUUUGUAUAAAUUUGUUUAUACGUUGCCGUUAAAACGAUUCAGUUCAUUGAAGUAGAAAUUAUACAAAAGAGAUUUCAGUGUCCAUAUUGCUAUAUCUCAAGUUUUCCUGCUCAAUACUGCCAUAGAAUUUUAUUUUUUAAAGCAACUAUUUUUGUCACCAGUCUUGACUCUAAUAUAUAUUAUAAGCUUAUAUAAAAGUAUUAAAUAAUAAUUUUUUAUUCGAUUAAUAUUGUAAUGGUGUUUGUUGAGAAAUCAUUUAUUUAAUUCAGUAUAAAGAGUUUUAAGUGAGCUUGAUAUUAUCACAUCUGAGUUUUCUUCAUAGGUACAACUGAUAUUACAAAGAUGUCUCAAAUGAUAUAAUUAUGUGUAAAUGUAAUGUUUGUGAUGCUCAAUGAACGAGUGGUUUUACUGAUUUUUUUUUUUAAUUUUUAGAUAAUAUUCAGAAUUAGAUUUGCAACCAAAAUAUAUGAACGAUGUGGGAAUCGAACCCGCGACCCCUCGAGUUCCGUCCGAGCGCUCUUCCACUGAACCAACAGUUCGAGUGAUGCAUUGAUCGUAAAUUUUGGUAUGUCUUGUUCAACGCUCAGGUUGUGGCUCCAUCUCCUCCUUCGAAAGUUUGGCUCAUUGGAAGAGCGAUCGGACGGACCCGAGAGGUUCGGGUUCGAGUUCCGCAUCGUUCAUAAAUUUUGAUUGCACAUUUAAUUUAAUUAAUCCCAGAAGUGAGGGUUAUCACUUUAAAAAUAACAAAUUAUUCAGUUACUUAUUUGAAAUCGUGAAUGCAAGAAAAUUACUAUUAGUGCGAACAGUGUUGCCGAUGUCUGGCUCUCGUUUGCUCUUUCUGGUUUUAUUGACAUUGUAACACGCUUUUAUCAGACGUUUGUUCGAAUGAAACUCCCAUUUUUGAUGUAUUUAGUAAUUUGGUGUAUUACUGUCCCGUGCCAUAAGCGUUGGCGGAUUAUAAUGUGAGGUGUUUUUUUCAUACUUAUAACAUCGAAUAUAUCCUUCAAAGAUACUCGAUAAUAUUUUAAUCCUGUAACGUUAUUGAAUUGCAAUAAUAUUGUACAAUUAAUGUUAAACGAAAUGGUUCCAUUGUAGUAAAUUGUAGAUUAGGCGAAUUGGCUCGGUAAUGGACGCUUGUCUAUUGCUAUAGGCUGAUUUAUUUCUGGCUUACGGCUCUAGAAACUUCGGCGGGAACAAAUUGUUAAACAGCAGUCGCUCUAAGCUCAUGUGUAGAUUAAGUGGUUCUAAUGUUAAAUAAAUUGAUGAAGAGUAAAAAUAAUUUUGAACGUAUUAAGGCUCUUUGUUGAAUACUAUAUAUAUUCAUGUUUUCUUAAAAAAUAUUCGAGAGAUGAUAUUAUAUUACAAAAAAAAAUCACGAUAUGAUACAUAGAAUUUUUCGAACCGAACGAAGUUAAUAUACUUUUUUUUUUGUAUGAAAAUACGGGACGGUACGAGCAGGACGUUCAGCUGAUGGUAAUUGGUGCGCCCUGCCCAUUAC
Molecule: messenger RNA, 3724 nt
Organism: Leptidea sinapis
Lineage: Eukaryota; Metazoa; Arthropoda; Insecta; Lepidoptera; Pieridae
Product: phosphatase and actin regulator 1
Exons: 10
Coding region: 268-1281 (337 amino acids)
Biological process (GO): actin cytoskeleton organization
Molecular function (GO): actin binding
Source: RefSeq, a predicted model, not a curated record